GUUUUGAACAAUACUAUUUUAAGUUUCAUUUGUUUGUUUGUUUCAGGAUGAGAAGUUGAAGAAGCUGGUAGAACAUCAUGGGUCCUCGGACUGGAAACUCAUUGCCAGCUUCCUACCUAACCGUACAGAUAUGCAGUGUCAGCACCGCUGGCAGAAGGUUCUCAACCCUGAACUCAUCAAAGGACCCUGGACCAAGGAGGAGGACCAGAGAGUGAUUGAACUAGUCCAGAAGUAUGGAGCCAAGCGUUGGUCAGUAAUCGCCAAGCACCUGAAGGGUCGAAUAGGGAAGCAGUGCAGAGAGCGCUGGCACAACCACCUGAACCCUGAGGUGAAGAAGACUUCCUGGACCGAGGAAGAGGAUCAGAUCAUCUACCAGGCCCACGGGAAACUGGGCAACCGCUGGGCCGAGAUCGCCAAACUGCUGCCUGGCAGGACUGAUAAUGCCAUUAAGAACCAUUGGAACUCUACGAUGCGUAGGAAGGUGGAGCAGGAGGGUUACCUUCAGCACUCCUCCCACUCCAUCGCCCCCGGUUACGCCAAGGCCAACCACCACAACGUGGGCUUCCAUCACCACUCCCCUCUCCCUCCCCUCUCCCUCCUCACGGGCACCUACCCUUAUAUUCCGGACCAUAGGGUUCCCUUUCCCCUAGCGCUGCACGUCAACAUCUUGAACAUUCCACAGCACGGAACAGCUGCUAUACAGGUGAGACACGAGAGCAUCAACCCAGGGAAAGCUUUUAGUUGGCCCUCACAGCAACCCAGGGAUAGCUUUCAGUUGGCCCUCACAGCAACCCAAGGAAAACUUUUAGUUGGCCUUCACAGCAACCCAGGGAUAGCUUUCAGUUGGCCCUCACAGCAACCCAGGGAAACUUUUUUAGUUGUCCCUCAAUACACAACGACACAACCCAGGGAAAACCUUUAGUUGGUCACGCUGUCUCACUUCUCCACAGCAGCAACCCAGGGAUAGAUUUCAGUUGGCCACUCACCACAGCAACCAAGGGAAGGGUUUCAAUUCAAUCCAGGAUUCAAGGGAGAGGCAAUACGGACAUGCCUGGUGCCCAAAUUGAUGACGGAUGUCGCUCAGCUGAGAGUCGAGUGUGGAGAGGAAUGGAUUCGGUUCAGUCAGUCAUUCUGACGAGCCCUUCCCAGCUAUCUAGUUCAGUCAGUCAUCCUGACGAGCCCUUCCCAG
This is a messenger RNA of Oncorhynchus masou masou (cherry salmon), 1189 nucleotides long. Its product is annotated as transcriptional activator Myb-like. Gene Ontology annotation, biological process: regulation of DNA-templated transcription. Gene Ontology annotation, molecular function: DNA-binding transcription factor activity, RNA polymerase II-specific; RNA polymerase II cis-regulatory region sequence-specific DNA binding. Gene Ontology annotation, cellular component: nucleus. Bases 131 to 922 code for a protein of 263 amino acids. Lineage: Eukaryota; Metazoa; Chordata; Actinopteri; Salmoniformes; Salmonidae. The transcript is spliced from 5 exons. The record is from RefSeq and is a predicted model, not a curated record.